Messenger RNA from Glarea lozoyensis ATCC 20868, 885 nucleotides. Its product is annotated as NAD(P)-linked oxidoreductase. Bases 1 to 885 code for a protein of 294 amino acids. The record is from RefSeq and is a predicted model, not a curated record. The transcript is spliced from 4 exons. Lineage: Eukaryota; Fungi; Ascomycota; Leotiomycetes; Helotiales; Helotiaceae. Gene Ontology annotation, molecular function: aldose reductase (NADPH) activity. Gene Ontology annotation, cellular component: cytosol.
AUGUCUGCAACUUCAAAGACUUAUACUCUCAAUACCGGGGCCAAGAUCCCAGCUUUAGGUCUCGGAACAUGGCAAUCUGGUCCUAAUGAGGUCGAGAAGGCGGUUGAGAUUGCUCUCCGAAAAGGAUACCGUCAUAUCGAUACUGCCCUUGCCUAUGGCAACGAGGCUGAGGUUGGUCGAGGAAUCAAAAACUCUGGCGUUCCUCGGGAAGAAAUAUGGCUUACUACCAAGCUUGACAACCCAUGGCACAAGCGGGUGUCUGAGGGAAUCGAUUCUUCCUUGAAGUCUCUUGGUGUUGACUAUGUUGAUCUCUACCUCAUGCACUGGCCGUCCUCCACAGAUCCAGAUGACCUGAAGAAACACUACCCAGACUGGAAUUUCGUCAAGACAUGGGAGGAGAUGCAAAAGAUCCCAUCCAGCAAGGCGAGAAACAUUGGUGUCUCUAAUUUCGGCAUCAAAAACCUUGAGAUUCUCCUCAACGACCCGACUUGCAAGGCAAUACCAGCAGUUAACCAAAUCGAGCUUCACCCAAACAACCCUUCUCCAAAGCUUGUCGCAUAUAACAGUUCCAAAGGCAUUCACAGCACUGGGUACUCUUGCCUCGGGUCCACUGGUUCUCCUCUUUACAAGGAUCCAACCCUCCUGUCUAUGGCUGAAGCCAAGGGCAAAACUCCUCAACAAGUUCUUCUCGCUUGGGGACUUCAAAAGGGCUGGUCGGUCAUUCCCAAGUCAGUUAACAAGGAGAGAAUCGAGAAGAACUUUGAACUCGACGGAUGGGACUUAACUGACGAGGAGGUGAAGAAGUUGGAUGGUCUUAAGGAUCGAUUUAAGGUGUGUGGCGAUGCUUGGUUACCAGUCAAGGUCUUUUUUGGGGAUGACGAGUAA